This is a messenger RNA of Melampsora larici-populina 98AG31, 1573 nucleotides long. RefSeq lists its product as uncharacterized. The record is from RefSeq and is a predicted model, not a curated record. Gene Ontology annotation, molecular function: protein binding; peptidyl-prolyl cis-trans isomerase activity. Gene Ontology annotation, biological process: protein folding; protein peptidyl-prolyl isomerization. The transcript has 6 exons. Gene Ontology annotation, cellular component: intracellular membrane-bounded organelle. Lineage: Eukaryota; Fungi; Basidiomycota; Pucciniomycetes; Pucciniales; Melampsoraceae. Bases 120 to 1430 code for a protein of 436 amino acids.
CUUCCUUAAAGAGAGACAAUCGAUCAAAGAGUUUUAUCAUACAUUUCGAAAUAUCUAUAUAAGACCUUCAAAGACUAGAAGAGAAAGAUUCCUAGUAAACCGCCUCAAAAAUACCAAUCAUGUCCGAAUGGGAUCCACCACUGGACCUAUCGACCAUAUCUCAAACAACCGACCCAUUCGAAGCAGAAACCCAACCCGAAGUAAAACUACCAACUCCAUCUGAUUUAUUAUUCAAACCAAUCGAUCCUAAUCAUCAAAGACCCAAAGUUUACUUUGAGAUCAGUAUCAAUUCAAACGUACUUGGAAAAGUGGUGUUUGAAUUGUUUGAUGAUAUUGUUCCUAAGACGGCUCAAAACUUUAAAUCUCUAUGUACAGGUGAAGUUGGAGAAAGUAAACUUUCGGGUAAAGCUUUGUCUUAUAAGGGUAGUAAGUUUCAUAGGGUUAUUAAAUCUUUUAUGUGCCAGGGUGGUGAUUUCACAGCUGGAAAUGGAACAGGUGGAGAAUCAAUCUAUGGAGAAAAAUUCGAAGAUGAAAACUUUAUUCUUAAACACGAGAAACCUUUUUUACUUUCGAUGGCAAAUGCCGGACCAGGAACAAACGGAUCUCAAUUCUUUAUUACCACUGUACAUACACCUCAUUUAGAUGGCAAACAUGUAGUCUUUGGAAGAGUUAUUGCUGGUCGAUCGAUUGUUAGAAUGAUUGAAGAUGCUCCUACUAAAGCUGAUGUACCGGUCGAAUCGAUUGUUAUUGAAGAUUGUGGAAUUGUCGAUCCUAAUGAUGAUUCGUUUCAGAAAUCUAAAGCUGAUGAAUGGGGUGAUGAAUGGGAAGAUAGACCAAGUGAUGAUGAUGAGAAAGUCGAAUAUAUUGAGACGUGUAUGAAGAUUGCUACUAAACUAAAAGAGAUUGCAACGAAAGCUUUCAAGGAUGGAGAAUUUGAAAUUGCCAGUAAGAAAUACGCCAAGGCUAUUCUUUACCUUGAUACACAUCCUGUUUUACCAGCAGAUUGUACACCACAAGAAGUAGAAUCAUAUACCAACUUGAGAGUUUCUUUACUCUUGAAUGCGUCUUUAGCUUUUAUCAAAGCUUCACAAAAAACUAAAUCAAAAGAAUCCGCUAGAUUAGCUAUUAAAUAUUCCACUAGAGUUAUAAAUACUCAUCAUCCUACAGAUGCUCCAAUGGAUACCACCAAACGAUCGAUGUUAGGAACUUACAAAGAACUUUCCAAUUCUGAAAGAGCAAAAGCGUUUUAUAGAAGAGCAGUUGCAUCCAAUUUAGUUAAUGAAGAAGAAUCAGCUGUAAAAGAUUUAAUGGAAGCUUUAAAACUUGAACCGAAUGAUUUGGUCAUUAAAAAAGAAUUAGAUCAAACUAAAUUAAUGAUUGAAAAUAGAAAGAAAAAAGAAAGAGCUGCGUUUGGUAAAAUGUUUGGAUAGGAAUUUCGGCAAAGGUUUUUCCAAAAAGUUGGUCUAUAGGGUUUUUUUCCUUAAGUCUUGGAAUGAAUUGAUUAUUCUUUAUGUUCUUGGAAUGAAUUGAUUAUUCUUUAUGUUCUUGGAAUUGAAAAUAUCAUUUGAGUGGG